AUGGGCAUCGAGGAUGCUCUCGAGCAGGAUCUCGCCUUCGACUACAUGACCGACGACAUGGUCACCGAUCUGGGCAACCACGACUACCUCAAGGACACUGGCCGGUCAGAUGCCCCUGCCUCACAAAAUGUGGAAACCUUGGACGUGGCCUUGGCCACGUGGGACAACCAGCAAAACCGGCACGUCGAUGAUGCUCUCCGAACCAAGCCGGCCACCACCUACGUGUUCUGGGAAAUCUACUCCGGCCGUAGCAACCUGUCCAAAGCCAUGGAAGAACUCGGCUGGGAGGUCCGCACCUUUGACCUUCCGGAGUGGAACUUCACCCAAUCUGCACAUCGGCAAGCACUACUUCGAGUCAUCGAUGAGGAGAUGCCUGAUGUCAUCUGGUUGGCACCUCCAUGCAAAAAGUGGAGUCGAAUGCAGCAGGUUAACCAGCGCAACGAGCACCAAGCCGAAUGCCUCGCCAUCGACCGGGGAAUGGCCGGCAAGCCUAUGUGGAACACCCUCUCUCCUCUUUGGCAUGGACCACUCCUGCACUUCAUGACCUACCUGGUCGUCGAGCCGAAAUCCCAUCAGUGUGCCUAUGGCGCUGGAUUCUGGAUGAAUGACCACGAGUGGGCCUACAUCAAGAAGCCCACGGCCAUCCUCUCGACCGAGGCCGAGUUCACAGAGCACUUCAACCUGAAAUGCCCCGGAGAUCACCUUCACCUGCAGCUUCAAAGAAGCCUUCCACACGUGGGCAGUCUGACCGGAGCGGCAGCAGCCUAUCAGCCGGACAUGUGCCACGCCAUUGCCGACCUCAUCACCUCCAUCACCUACGCAUCUCCGGAGUAUGUGUUCCAUGAGGACGACCAACCUGAAGCAGUUGCAGAACAACCUGAUCACCCCGAAGCUGAGCCACCUCAGCAUAAGGGCAUCCUGCAACGGAUCCAUGACAGCCGACCGGUUGAGUCCCAACGACUCAUUGCCCGACUGCACCGCAACCUCGGACACCCCAGCCAGAAGGACCUGCUCAAGAUCCUCGAAGCAAGGGGUGCCUCGCAACAUGUGCUCAACGCCCUCAAGAACUACCACUGCGAGCUUUGCAGCCGGUACGCACCACCAGCUCAAUCCCCCAAGGCCGCCAUCUGCACUGCCGAGCACUUCAACCAGCGACUUCAAGCUGACACACUCUGGAUCCAAAUCCAGGGGAAACCCACACCUGUGCUCACCAUGGACACUUGCCUUACACCGUGUACUAUGCCAGCAGUUCGUGGCACUUCGACACUGCUGCUGAAGCAGAGUAUCCAGACCUUUUAUGCUCCAGAUAUGCAAAGCUGCCGCGGGCUCAUUGUGGGCUGCCUGAAG
This is a messenger RNA of Effrenium voratum, 1347 nucleotides long. The record is from the annotation of a GenBank genome assembly. NCBI's taxonomy places the organism in Eukaryota, Dinophyceae, Suessiales, Symbiodiniaceae.